AUGGCGCGUCUCGGCCGCGUGGGUUUUCUUACCCUCGCGGUGGUAUUCCACCUCAUAUAUGCCUAUUCAAUCUUCGAUAUAUACUUCGUCAGUCCGAUCGUGAGUGGCAUGAGGUCCUAUCGAGUGGAGCGAGAACCCGAUGCCGCAGCUCCAGCUCAACGUCUCUUCCUCUUCGUUGCCGAUGGCUUGCGCGCCGAUAAGGCAUUCCAACCAUUCCCCGAUCCAGAUGCCUCCCCGGAGGCCGAGAGCGACGACCCGAUCUAUCUAGCGCCUUUUAUUCGAUCCCGCGUCCUGUCCCACGGCACCUUUGGCAUUUCGCACACCCGCGUGCCCACCGAAUCGAGACCCGGCCACGUUGCGCUGAUCGCCGGCCUCUACGAGGAUGUGUCUGCCGUGACCACCGGAUGGAAGCUGAACCCGGUCAAUUUCGAUAGCGUCUUCAAUCGCAGUCGGCAUACAUGGAGUUGGGGCAGUCCGGAUAUCCUGGCCAUGUUCCAAGAGGGGGGCGUUCCGGGAAGGAUUGAUGCGGAAAUGUACAGCGAGUCGGUCGAGGACUUUACGUCGGAUGCGACACAACUAGAUAUCUGGGUUUUUGAUAAGGUCAAGGAACUCUUCGAAUCCGCCAAGACCGAUCCCGAAUUGGAUGCGCGGCUUCGCGACGAUAAGCUUGUGUUCUUCCUACAUCUCCUCGGUCUCGAUACCACCGGCCACGGCUUCCGUCCCUACUCGAAGGAAUACCUGCACAAUGUCAAGGUUGUGGACAAGGGGGUACAGGAGAUAACCAAGUUGGUGGAGGAAUUCUACGCGGACGACAAGACGGCGUUUGUCUUCACUGCCGAUCAUGGCAUGAGCGACUGGGGCAGCCACGGGGACGGUCAUCCCGAUAACACGCGAACACCUCUUGUUGCUUGGGGCUCCGGUGUCGCCAGCCCGAGAUACACGCAGGAUGGCUUUCCGUCGGGACACGAGGACGGCGUUUCGUCCGAAUACGGACUCGACGAGAUUCAGCGCCAUGACGUCGCCCAGGCCGAUGUUGCCGCGCUCAUGGCCUACCUGGUCGGACUGGAUUUCCCAACCAACUCCGUCGGUCAGUUGCCGUUGGACUAUCUGGACGCAAGCCCCAAGGAUAAGGCGCUCGCUUCCCUUGCAAACACGCAAGAAGUGUUGGAAAUGUAUCGCGUGAAGGAGGAGCAGAAAAGGGCCUCGGUGUUGCGGUAUGUGCAAUUCGAACCCCUCGCGGAUGACGGCGAAACCUCCGUCGAGGAUUAUCUCGAGCAGAUUAAGGCUCUGAAUGCCAACGGUCUGUACCAGGAGUCUAUUGACUUGUCCGCUUCGCUGUUGGUUACGGCAUUGGAGGGGCUACGCUAUCUACAGACCUAUGACUGGCUUUUCCUGCGAACUAUCAUUUCUUUCGGCUACCUGGGCUGGAUCGCGUAUGCGUUGACAACGGUCAUCGAUCUCCAUGUGUUGCAUGGGACCUCCGAUUCAAACCGGACCCUGGCGAGCACUAUCUUCUUCUCAUCCAUCCUUGUCGCGCUCUACUCAGUGUUCUUGUACCAGGGAUCUUCCUGGCGCUAUUACUUCUACGGACUCUUCCCCGUCUACUUCUGGGAGGAAGUUUUUGCUCGUCGCAAAGCUUUGGUCGCAGGCCGACAGAUUCUCCUGGGGCAUAUCCGUUCUGCCAGCGGUGUCCUUGGAUUUGUUUUGCAGUCGCUUGCGUUUGUGGGUGUAUUGGAGGCUCUGGUAAGUUGCGCUAGAUUUUGCUGA
Messenger RNA from Aspergillus melleus, 1767 nucleotides. RefSeq names its product Glycosyl phosphatidyl inositol anchor synthesis. The record is from RefSeq and is a predicted model, not a curated record. NCBI's taxonomy places the organism in Eukaryota, Fungi, Ascomycota, Eurotiomycetes, Eurotiales, Aspergillaceae. The transcript has a single exon. Gene Ontology annotation, cellular component: endoplasmic reticulum membrane. The coding region runs from base 1 to 1767 and encodes 588 amino acids. Gene Ontology annotation, biological process: GPI anchor biosynthetic process. Gene Ontology annotation, molecular function: mannose-ethanolamine phosphotransferase activity.